AUACAGAUCCAGUCAAGGUUUAUCCGCUGUGACGCGACAGCAAAUUCCAGUCCGGGUUUCUUUCCAGCCCCUGUAGUCCUCUGCUGCAAAGGCGCCCAUACAGAUCCAGUCCAGGUUUUCCAUUUAUCCGCUGUGGCCCUACAUGAAACUCCAGUCCGGGUUUCUCUUAGGCCCUGUUGUAGCUUCCUGUAAAGGCGCCCAUUGAUCCAGUCCCGAUUUUCCUUUUUGCAGGAAACAAUGCGACAGUCGGCUGUAAAAUAGAAUAUGUAUAAUAGUGACGAUUGUCUAUCCUAAGUAAAUUUUUCACCUUUUCCGUGGACCUGGAUUCUUCAAUCUUUUAUUUCUUAAUAUUCAGAAGAUUGUUCUAUGGACAGAAAUGACGUGAAAGGCGCUUGAUAGUUUCAUGUUUGCGGUACAAGCGUCCCCUGUUUCUGGGAACUCUGCUGCUCCUGUGUGGGCCUAGGGGAUCAUGCUCCGUCCCGGUGGAGAGCGAGAUUACCAGACCUCGGCCAGAAGGAUGGGAACGUCCCUGCUGUUCCAGCUGUCGGUUCACGAGCGAGAGUUGGAUCUCGUGUUCCUGGACCACAGCUAUGCCAAACCCUGGAAUGCUCACCCAGACGCCAGCAGCGCGCGGCCCACCCGCAUGCUGUUUGUCACCCCUCGACGACAGACUGAGCCCUCAGCUGAUUCAGACAUUUCCAUUGACGUGGAGACGGUCACACCCACUCCAAUGCCUCUGUACGACGAUCAGAAAGCUCGCAGUGUGAUGAACGAGUGUGAGCGGCACGUUCUGUUCGCCCGAACAGUUGCUGAUGGACCACUUCCUCCCGACGACUGGGAGGAACACAUCAACAAGGCCGGCUGGUCUUUGGCUCAGAACAAGCUCUUCAACAAAGUAUUGAAGGCUCUACAGGCAGAGAGACUCAGCAGAAUGGCCAAUGAUGCUGCUUGUAAUGAGCCUGUCUUACGCAGGACAGCUGUGGAUAAAUGUGCUCGGAAGGUACGUCACGCUCUGGCCAGCGUCAACUGGGACAUUAAACUCACUCACUGGCUUCAUAACACAAUGGUGGAAUCUCUGAGUCUUUCCAUGCUGGCUGCUUACCUGGAUGUGCUGCAGACACUCAAAAGCAAGGUGCCGUCGCUGAUUGACAGGAUGUUGCUGUCGUCUUCAGUGAAAACAGGAGCGGCAGGGGCUGAGGCUCUUUCUCUGCUCCUCAAGCGUCCCUGGGACCCUGCCGUGGGUGUACUGUCACACAACAAACCUAGUAAACUUCCUGGUUCCCCUCUGAUCCUGAUAGCUCCAUCAGGUCCGACCAACCCUGCCUUCUCUUCCUCUCGACGAAUGAGAUUCUGGCAAUCUCAGCUGUCCUGUCUCGGGAAGGUCAUUCCCAUUAAUGUUCAUGUGGGCAGUGGCGCCAACAUUAGCAUCACGCAGUGUGUAGAGCAUAUGAUCGGCACAGUUAGAGGAAAGGUUAUCGAGGUUCACAGUCACUUUCCUCAUAAACCGAUCAUCCUGGUGGGCUGGAAUGUGGGGGCAUUGAUCGCUUGUCAUGUUUCCCUAAUGGAAUACAUGACAGCUGUUGUGUGUUUGGGUUUUCCUCUUCAGAGCGUCAGUGGGCCACGAGGGGAUGUUGAUGAUCCACUGUUGGACAUGAAGACUCCGGUGCUGUUUGUGGUCGGUCAGAACUCGCUGCAGUGCAGUCCUGAAAACAUGGAGGAGUUUAGGGAAAAGAUUCGGGCAGACAACAGCAUGGUAGUUGUGGGAGGGGCCGAUGACAACCUGAGGAUCAACUCUACUAAGAUGAAGACAGAGGGUCUGACUCAGACCAUGGUGGAUCGCUGCAUUCAGGACGAGAUUGUGGAUUUUCUGACAGGAGUUUUGACCCGUACUGAGAGCCACGGUCAUGGCUCGGGUGAAACGCGCGACUUGGACGCAGAGAAGAAGAAAAAAACGCGUCGUGAACUCCCCUUUGACCUUGAAAGGUCACGACCCUCUUCACCUGCCGUGAGGGUACCUAUCUCCUCUUGUGGAUCAGAGGAUAUGUCCAGCGUGUGCAGCAGUCCCACAGCCAGUCCCAAACCUAAGACCGUCGGGCUGUCUCCAGCUCAGAAGUCCAGUCUCAUUACUGCCACACAGCUAUUGAAGACGCACAUGCAGCGCUCGGGGACUGUGCUAACACACAAACAAGCACAAGCUCAGUUUGCUGCUUUUAUGAAACAUAAUAUGCUGGUGAGGAAAAGCAUUCCUCCUGGCAGCCCUUCAUGUCUCUUUGUGCCUGUACCCAGUGACCAGGUGGAUGGUUUAGACCGAGACGACCUCAGGCUCCACCUUAAGAGGAGACAGACACCAAGCCCCACACCCGCCAAAGCCUCCAAACGAGCCAAGAUCAAAGUCACCAUCGUCUCCCAUGGAGAUACAGCGGGGGGCACGGCUCAGGAAGUGGGUUUAUCAGGAAAACCCCUCGGAGUGACUGUGGGCCAGACGGUGUCAGGGGCCAAAGAAUUGUCUGAGCUUCUCAGUGCACAAAGGUCAGGUGGUCUGGCAGAGAUGACUGGAGCUCUGGGGUCUAGCGAGGGGUCGUUUCACAGCUUACAGGGAAACUUAAUUUCAGGUUCCUUCUCUCCUGUCCAGGCUCAGGUCCCUGCCAGUGCCCAAGCUCCGUCAGCCAGUAGUCUGCUGCAGGGUCUCAGCCUCAGUCUGCAGGAGAUCAACACAAAAUCACCAGGCGUGCCCUCCGCCACACAGGUGUCAGUAGGGAAGGCCCACUGUCAGGGACAGAUGUUGAGCUCACUCAGCCCGGGGAAUGGCGCUCUAUCGCGGACGGUACCAGUAGUGUCUACUGGCUCCGGGGUGACCAAAACCACAGCAAUCCACCAACUCCUCGCCAACAGGGGCCUGGCCAAAUUCACCAACAGCCUGCCACGACUGGCCCACGUGUCUAGUCAGAGCACGGGGCUGAAAGCCCCCACCACUAUCACAGUGACGCUGCGAGGACAGCCCAGCAGAAUUCCCCCUCUCAGCCACAUGGGAGCGACAGGACCUUCUCACAGCGCACCUGAAAAUCAGUGAUCAGAACUCUUUGAACUGCAUUGUGAAAAGCAAAAAUGAUCAUCAGCUCAAGAGAAGCCGAAGGCUCAGAUAGACAAACUGAGAAUCGUACACAUGAAGUGUUGCUGAUAUGCCUUAACACCGGCAGGAGCAACAUGCAUCAUGGAUAUUUCUUUUAUUAUAUUUUAUCAUUAUUUUAUUGCAUCUUUUUCCUUAUACUUGGAGCCAUGUUGUAUUGCAAAAUUUCAAGCAAAUGUGUUGGUCCUUAUUCUUCAUAAUUUCACGUUCAUCAAGUUCAAAAAUUUGUUUUGCCCAUACACUUAUAUUUGACUGGAUGAAGACAAUUUGUCAUUAAGAAUGUUUAUCGCAACUGACCCAAGCAGAGCCAUGGCUUUUUUUCUCACAGCUGCUAUGUGCCUGAUAGAACAACAGCUCAUUCAAUUGUUGAAAUAUUAGAAAUAGAUUUAUAAUGAGGCAUAGUUUUGAAUGUAGAAAUGUUUUUUUUAUGUCCUCUGUUUUAUAUUUAGGAAAACAUUUCCGAUGACAUCUUACAGGUUUUCCUGUAUCUCGGGUUUCAUUCCCUGGGAAUGCAUUUGAGCAAUUCCAUUCAAAUGUCAAGAUAAGAUCAAAAGGUGUCUCAAACUGAAAGAGAGGUUCUGAUGAAUGUGUAUGUGUUUAGGAAACAUAUUCUUCUUCAUGGGUCUUCGGUACCAUAUAUUCCCCUGGGGAAGUUGCUAUUAAAACCAUGUCCUGGUUUUCAGUCAUCUCUCUUAUGGGCUAAAUUAAAAUGAUUUGGUAUAAUAGGGCCAUUAUCUCAUAUCCAGUCUCUCUAUACAUUAUGUCUAACGGGCUCAGGGGGGCAAUCUUUCAUUCUUUAAGCAGGACAGUCCACAAAAAUGUACAAUAUUUCUCUUCAAAGGAUAAUAAAUCCAAAGGUUGACAUGAAUGAGUAAUUCGUUUAAGAUUGUUUUGCAGGGUUGUGCAUAUUGAAAUUAAGGAUACGUUUAAAAAAAUACACAGUCAUGGUCUGAGUAAAUGAAUUUUUUAGAAUGAUAUGACCCAAAGAUGGAUUUAAGCUCUAAAAUUGUAACACACUUUCCCUCUCCUUUGGCUUUCAGUCCAAUAUUAGGAUUGUAUGAUAUUCCCACAAAUGUAAAUAGUCAGAAAGACGACUUUCCUCUUGACUGCUUGUUUUUGCGAGAAAAAAUCUGUUGCAUUUGGAUCACUGGAACAAAAAUCCCUCCCUUACUUUAUUGAUAUCAAAAGGAUAAAUGUACUUUACUAUAGUUAUCAAGAAGAGAAAAAAAGUUUAUCUGAAGGCUUAUUGUCCAAACACUGAAAUCACAGCAAGCACAAAUUGUUUAGAAUUAGUCUUUCUUGACCCCUAAAGCCAUUGACAUAUCUAUGACACAUAUUCAGAUCAUGGUGUUUGUAAAAUGCUGUGUUCAAUGCUGGUAUAUUAUGACCAAUAUUUUCCCAAACUGUUUUCCCGAAUCUGUUUUUCCUAAACAUUUCCCCAAAGCUUCAACAAUAGUAAUGACAAACAUUAGUGACCACUUCGGAUGACGUAAACAACGCUGGUUCAGAAGAACUUCCUGUUUCAGUUUUUUAACACUACACAAACGUUUGAACAAAAUACAACCAAAAGAACAUUUACAACCAAAUUUCAAUGUUAAACAUAUAUAUUUAUGAUUGAAUUAUGUUUGUAAGAUUUAAAAAUAAAAGUAAAACCAAAAGUGUCUCUGGACCAGUGUUUACAUCUUGCAACUUUAACGAAAUGUUAAAUUUCCAAAGGAACCAAAGGAAAUCAAGUUAACAUUAAGAAAAGAUACAAUUGAAAUUCAUUCUAAUGUUGCUAUGAAGUCAAAUGCAGUGUGAUCGAUCCUUUGAGCAUCAUUAUGAUGUUAGUUGGCUUAAGUCAGGAAUUGACUAAACAAGUGAUUCAUUUUUUAUAUUUCUAUCAAAAAAGUCAUCUGGCAUAUUGAUUCUGGGAUAUACACAAACAUUCCGGUAAGCCGCACAUCAUUAUAUGCACAAUAGUGAAACAACAUGACAUGUAUCCUACCAGAUGCAUGCAAGGGGAAUUCCACUCCAGAUGAGUGUUACAUGGGCUCAGAGCUUUAAAAAUAUGGAAUUCCCCCUUAAAAGAAAGAAAAAGAGACACUUAUGUAUCUUUGAAGAACACAAUAUUUCACAAAAGACUUAGAUGAGCUAUAAACCACAGUGAGAGGAGGCUUCACUAUACUGCCUUAUAUCUACAUUAUAUUGGCUUUUAAAGAUCUUAAGGAAGACUGUGCUUUGCCACAUUUUUGACUGGAUGUGCAAAAGCUUUUGUAAAAUUGUAUGAACUGGUGUUGGAUCAGGCCUGGUACUAGACUGGCUCGAAUGGGGGGUUCUGGUUGGGCAGAUAUACAGUACACUGUAAAACUUUGCAGUAAUUUCGCAGCAGGUUUGCCAGUAACUUACUGUAGAUUUACAAUUUUGUUUUACGCAUAAACUUACCUAGUCUAUAUAUUUUUCUUUCAUAAAGCAAGACUAACCAUCUUGGGUCACUUUUCUUGUUAUGUAAAUGUAUCGUAAUCUAAGAGGUUUUAACUAUUUUUACAGAAAACAAGAGAAAAAUGCUUAGGAAGAAUGUCAUUUUUGCAGUGUUGCUGUGCUAAUGCCAGUCUCUUCUUGAAUCUCAAAAGUCAAAGUGUUUUAAUUUUUAUGAAAGUAAUUGAAAACAGUACUAAUUGGAAAGUAUAUUAAGUAGUAAUUAAAUCUACAGUAAGUUACUGGCAAAACUGCUGCAAAAACUACAGCAAAGUUUUACAGUGUACUCACCAUUCAUUGCAUGCAUAUUUUUUACAUUUUUCUGUGAUUAAAUUGAAAGAUCAUUUUUUAUAUAAUACAAAUAAGUAUUUAGUAAGUGUGUAAUAAUACGUAUUUCAUUUUUAAUCAUUUUAAUUGUCUGCUGGGUCCAAGAUAAAUCUGGAGGGGCAAUGCUCGCCUAGAGCUGGCACUGACUUGGAUUA
Messenger RNA from Triplophysa rosa, 6066 nucleotides. RefSeq names its product KAT8 regulatory NSL complex subunit 3 (gene kansl3). The transcript has 22 exons. Lineage: Eukaryota; Metazoa; Chordata; Actinopteri; Cypriniformes; Nemacheilidae. The coding region runs from base 470 to 3070 and encodes 866 amino acids. Gene Ontology annotation, biological process: positive regulation of transcription by RNA polymerase II. Gene Ontology annotation, cellular component: NSL complex. The record is from RefSeq and is a predicted model, not a curated record.